AUGGGUGUGGAGCAAGAUGAACACGAAGGAGAGUUCGAGAGGUGUGAGAAGAGGCUGAAAUGCUUCGGGGGUGAAGAACUUUCAGAAGAUGAGAGAGGGGGUAAGCUACCGUUACAGUCGGGUGAUUUCUUCUUCUACCCGAUGGUGCCGUCUUCGAUUGUUGUUUCCGACGCUUUAGAACCUGAUUUUCCCAUUAUUUACGUUAACACCGUCUUCGAAAUGUUCACUGGGUAUCGCGCCCACGAAGUUCUUGGCCGAAACUGCCGGUUCUUGCAAUAUAGAGACCCUCAUGCCCAAAGAAGACAUCCACUUGUUGAUCCUGUUGUUGUUUCCGAGAUUAGAAGGUGUCUUGAGGAAGGCAUUGGAUUUCAAGGUGAGCUUCUCAACUUCAGGAAGGAUGGUACUCCACUGGUGAACAGGCUAAGACUUGCGCCAAUUCAUGGUGAUGAUGGCACAAUUACACAUGUAAUUGGUAUUCAAGUGUUUUCUGAAGCAAAAACAGAUCUCAAUAGUGUAUCAUAUCCAGUGUUCAAAGAAAGUUGCCAGCAGCAAUUUGAUCAGACGGGUUACUACUCUCCAAAGAGUGGACAAUUACAGCAUAGCAGGCAUGAAGAAAUAUGUGGGAUUCUUCAGCUCUCCGAUGAAGUACUGGCUCAGAACAUUUUAUCACGCUUGACACCAAGAGAUGUCGCAUCCAUUGGAUCUGUCUGCAGAAGGAUCUGUCAAUUGACAAAGAAUGAGCAUCUAAGGAAGAUGGUAUGCCAAAAUGCAUGGGGAAGAGAAGUCACAGGUGCACUGGAACUGAUGACGAAGAAGAAAUUAGGGUGGGGUCGUCUUGCUAGGGAACUGACCACUCUUGAAGCUGUUUGUUGGAAGAAGCUUACAGUUGGAGGUGCAGUGGAGCCUUCACGUUGCAAUUUCAGUGCAUGUGCUGCGGGAAAUCGACUUGUAUUGUUUGGAGGGGAGGGGGUUAACAUGCAACCCAUGGAUGACACGUUUGUUCUUAAUCUUGAUGCUGCAAAUCCAGAAUGGCGUCGUGUGAGUGUCAAAUCAUCCCCACCAGGGCGCUGGGGUCAUACUCUCUCCUGCUUGAAUGGUUCCUGGUUGGUGGUAUUUGGUGGCUAUGGCAGGCAGGGAUUGCUAAAUGACGUGUUUGUUCUGGACUUAGAUGCCAAACAGCCAACAUGGAAAGAAGUCUCUGGUGGAACUCCCCCCCUUCCUAGAUCCUGGCAUAGCUCUUGCACAGUAGAAGGCUCAAAGUUGGUUGUUUCAGGUGGUUGCACAGAUGCGGGAGUGCUGCUUAGGGACACAUAUUUGUUGGAUCUCACCAUAGAGAAACCCAUUUGGAAAGAGAUUCCAACUUCAUGGGCUCCUCCCUCUAGAUUGGGACACUCACUCUCGGUUUAUGGAAGGACAAAAAUUUUGAUGUUUGGUGGGCUUGCCAAGAGUGGACACUUGCGGCUACGGUCUGGUGACGCAUACACCAUUGAUUUGGAGGAUGAAAAGCCACAAUGGAGGCAGUUGGAAUGUGGUGCAUUUACUGGUGUAGGUAGCCAGAGUGCUGUGGUUCCUCCUCCUAGACUGGAUCAUGUUGCUGUAAGCAUGCCUUGCGGGCGGAUCAUCAUUUUUGGUGGUUCUAUUGCUGGGCUGCACUCUCCCUCUCAGCUUUUUUUGUUGGAUCCUGCUGAGGAGAAACCGUCAUGGAGGAUUCUCAAUGUUCCUGGGCAACCUCCAAAAUUUGCUUGGGGUCACAGCACCUGCGUGGUUGGAGGUACCAGAGUUUUGGUCCUAGGUGGGCACACUGGGGAAGAAUGGAUCCUUAAUGAAUUGCAUGAGUUGUGCCUAGCUAGCAGACAGGACUCAGAUCCAUGA
This is a messenger RNA of Ilex paraguariensis (yerba mate), 1872 nucleotides long. Lineage: Eukaryota; Viridiplantae; Streptophyta; Magnoliopsida; Aquifoliales; Aquifoliaceae. The record is from the annotation of a GenBank genome assembly.